Pisolithus orientalis is the source of this 690-nucleotide messenger RNA. RefSeq lists its product as uncharacterized. The transcript has 6 exons. The record is from RefSeq and is a predicted model, not a curated record. NCBI's taxonomy places the organism in Eukaryota, Fungi, Basidiomycota, Agaricomycetes, Boletales, Pisolithaceae. The coding region runs from base 1 to 690 and encodes 229 amino acids.
AUGUCUGUCCCUGUUCAACACCCUGUUUAUUACUUUCAACAUGGCAUGCAUGUCUUUCAUGUCAAAAAUACACUUUACAGGUUGCAUGGCAAUAUCCUCAGUAGCCACUCCCUCACUUUCAAGGAAAUGUUUGAGCAUGCUGGAACCAGCUUGUCUUCUGAUGAGAAAAGUGAUGAUGAAAGUGAUGGAAAAGUCAAGCAGCAAGCUCUGUUUGACUUGUUUCUUGAUCAUAUCUAUGGCCAUUCAUGUCAUGUGGGUACUGCUGAGGCCUAUUCUCACCAAGAAAUAUUUGCUUAUCAUCUGUCAGAAUUUGUCAGGCUAGGUUGUGAUUUCCACAUCCUGAAGGUUUUCACCUGUGGUUUCAAGGAGCUCCUCCACUUUCUGCUCAAGGAGAUUAGCAAGGAGCAUCGUCAGUUGAUAGGUGAGAAGGUAUUUGUUGUGGUGGUGUACAUGAAAGCCAUGCUUGAUGAGCACCACAAAAUUAUUGCUUGUGAAGAACCCACUAUCCUCUCCCAUGCAGAAGUAGAAGCUGGUCUUAUAUUUCACAAGAAGGACAGGGAGGGAUUGGUGCCAAAGGAGAUGCUGCUGGGGGAAAUCCUAGAGGGUGAGAUGACUGAAAUCAUUGAGGAGCCAUCUGUGUGGAGAGAAUUCCAGAGGAUCUUUAGUUUCUCGCACUCCCUCUGUCCUUAG